AUGGCUCUCAGUUCGCCUGACUCCUCUCCCCCUCCCCAAUUCAUCAGACAUCGCUGGUCGCCUGUCGGCGCCAAAGAUUUGAGGCCUCCGCGUGAAGUCAAGGAGCUGACUGCCGCGCGAUGCGCAGGAUCAUGGGAGGUCCCGCAGAUCCCAAAGAUCGGGGCCGACGAGAUGGACGCGGUGGAGAGUUCCGAUCAAGAGGGCCUGAAGGCGGAAAGGCCGGUCUGGGUCGCCCUCUACAUCUUCUCCACGCCCACUGCUGCUUCUCGAGCUCGGCGGAACCUCAUCCGGAAGUACGACCCGCUCGAUACGCUCCCUACCCAUCUUCGUAGUCUGGUGCGGAUCCGCUUCGUCGUCGGGUACGCAAAUCCCGACAAGGCGACUCUGAGUCCGGAGGACCAGCUAGACGUUAGGGCGAUGGAGGAUGAGGCAAAGACGUAUGACGAUAUGGUCAGGCUGGAGGGGCUGGUGAAUGGGGAGAACAUGAACCGGGGGAAAAGCUGGGAGUGGGCUGUUUGGGCAGGUCAAGAGGGACGAGAGGCGCAAUGGGUCUUAAGCAAAUGCGAUGACGAUGUAUGGGUUCCCUUGUUUGCAGGUGCUAAGUUGAUCACCGAUACCAGAUCUACAUCCUGCUCCCGAAUCUCCUCGGCGUGCUGCUACAGCUCGACCCCGCCAUACCUACCUAUAUCGGAUCGGGCACUGACCACUGGCCAGGCUAUCUAUGUUCCCAGGCGGAUGUACACGGGCGAAUGGGAUGAGGACGCAUUCAUGGGUGAGAUGAUGUAUCUCUUACCUACUAAACCCCAAGCUGGUGAACAGCCUACACAGACUGGGCGAUACAAUUCCAGCACAUCAUACCAAAGUCAUUUUCCCCACACGCCUCCGCGGGGCGGCUGGAACUCACCCCCUCCUCGAAUCGACCCACGGACCGGUCUCCUCCGUAUCGACCUAGAAUACCGCCUAGGCGCGCAGUGGGACUGGUGGAUUGCCGGCCCGGAGACGGCGGUGGGGUGGCAUCCUGUCAAGGAGGAACAGCAAUAUGUCGACGCGUAUAAUCGGGCUUGGGCAUACUUUGUGGGGAGAUACGGCAAGUACGAGUGGGCUCCUCCAGCUGGUUGGCAAGAUAGAUUGCUCUGGGAAGGAGAUGCGGACCAAGUCAAGCAACGUCACGAGUAG
Dioszegia hungarica is the source of this 1176-nucleotide messenger RNA. RefSeq lists its product as uncharacterized. The record is from RefSeq and is a predicted model, not a curated record. Gene Ontology annotation, cellular component: membrane. Gene Ontology annotation, molecular function: hexosyltransferase activity. The transcript is spliced from 6 exons. Bases 1 to 1176 code for a protein of 391 amino acids. NCBI's taxonomy places the organism in Eukaryota, Fungi, Basidiomycota, Tremellomycetes, Tremellales, Bulleribasidiaceae.